UUGGCAGCCUCGACACGGGGUUCAAUCUUCGUAUCGAAACUUUCUCUCUCUCUCUCUCUUGCGGAGACAAAAACAACUCAGUGAGGCUCAUGUCAUUUGCUGGCAUCACAGCAAGGCCACGGUCAUCCCUCUCUCCCUCUCUCUUGGACUGGCAGGUGAGGAAGAAACAGAAGCUAUACUUUCCUCAGUCUCCGCUUUAACCCUCUCCUUGCAUGUGAAAAGUUUUAAGCAGACUCAUCUCUUUCGGUAAAAUUUUAAGCAGGCUCAUCUCUUUCGUAGCCUUUCCUUCUUUAGUGGUCAACGUUGGUACUCCUGAUUCUACUGCUGCCGCUCGGUAGAAAUCCUUCUCCGGUUAAAAGGAAAGACACCGGUUCUGGCGUUGCUUCAUCCUUCAUAUUUGGUCUCCUGCUGUGAUUGUCUUGAGGACCACUUCGAUUGGACAGUCUGCAAGUGAUUUUGUACGUGGGAAUCUCGAUUUUCUUCCCAAAAUUGGAUUGAUUGGCUUUCUAGUUUGAGGGGUUGGUGGAAUCAUGGGUUUGUGAAAUGGGAUCUCGGGUGGUUGUAUGGUGAUAAAACGGAGGAGCAAAUGAACCAUGACUCUGCUGCUCAGAGUCGGUUCUGUGUUGAAUGCGAGUAAUCUGAAAGGGUUUCUUCUUGCGGUCGUUUCGAGUGCUUUCAUUGGAUCGAGUUUCAUUUUGAAAAAGAAGGGGCUUAAGCGGGCGGGAGCAUACGGCGAACGUGCAGGUUCUGGAGGAUAUGGUUAUCUGUUAGAACCCCUUUGGUGGGUGGGAAUGAUAUCGAUGAUCGCUGGAGAGAUCGCGAACUUUGUGGCGUACAUUUUUGCCCCAGCUGUUCUAGUAACGCCUUUAGGAGCAUUGAGCAUAAUUGUCAGUGCUGUUCUAGCUCAUUUUAUGCUGAACGAGAGGUUGCAGAAGAUGGGCAUGCUUGGUUGCCUACUUUGCAUAGUAGGUUCAACAGUGAUCGUGCUCCAUGCACCUUCGGAGCAUAGCUUGACUUCGGUGUUAGAGAUCUGGAGUUUGGCAACUCAGCCUGCAUUUCUUCUUUAUACAGCAUCGGCAGUCGUGACAUCGUUGGUUUUGAUGUUACAUUGUGGCCCUCGAUAUGGACAGACAAAUAUAAUGGUGUACUUGGCCAUAUGUUCUCUAUUUGGCUCAUUAACGGUAAUGAGCAUCAAAGCUAUUGGAAUUGCUAUCAAACUCACAGUGGAAGGUACAAACCAGGCCGUGUAUCCUGAGACAUGGAUUUUUGCUAUGGUUGCAGUGACAUGCAUUGUGAUUCAGUUGAAUUAUCUGAACAUGGCACUUGAUACAUUCAAUGCUGCAACCGUAUCGCCAAUCUAUUACGCAAUGUUCACAAUUCUUACCAUUGUAGCAAGUUCCAUAAUGUUCAAGGACUGGUCUGGCCAAAGUGCAAGCAGUAUAGCAUCUGAGAUUUGUGGAAUGAUCACGGUGCUUUCUGGGACUACAAUAUUGCAUACUACAAAAGAACCUGAACCACCUCAAAAAGCAGGACUUACAAAUUGGGAAGACGAUUGGUGGCGGCUAUGAGAAAGGGGGCGUCGACAUCCUGUCGGUUCCUAUGGGUCUUGCUGCUACCUCCUCUACAUUAGAGUCUACAUUCUUCCAAUGGCAUCUCAGGCUUGGUCAUCCUUCAACGCCCAAGCUCCGUUCUAUCUUACCUAAUGUCUCAGUUCCAGAUUCUUUUCAAUGUGAGGCUUGUCAACUUGGCAAGCACACUCGUAGUAGUUUUCCUUCGAGUCUUAGUCCUUCGAGUCAAGGGUUGUUUGAUCUUCUCCAUGUUGAUGUGUGGGGGCCUAGCAGGGUUACUAGCCAAGCUAAGUUUAGGUAUUUUAUGGUCGUUGUUGAUGAUUACUCUCGAGUCAGUUGGGUGUUCCUUUUAAAGGAAAGGUCUGAAGCAGUUUGCAUUCUCAAAAACUUGAUUAUUGAAAUAAAAACUCAGUUUGAUUCCGUUGUUAAGUGUAUUCGCACUGAUAAUGCUCUCGAGUUCAAAUCAUCUAUCUUAAUGACCUUUUAUGCUGAAAAUGGUAUCUCUCCUCAAUUUACAUGCACUCAUACCUCACAACAGAAUGGAGUUGCCGAACGAAAACAUAGGUAACUUCUAACUGUUGCUCGUACCUUAAUGUUUCAUAAUCAUGUACCUGCAUACUUGUGAGGUGAUG
Messenger RNA from Nymphaea colorata (pocket water lily), 2200 nucleotides. RefSeq names its product probable magnesium transporter NIPA6. The record is from RefSeq and is a predicted model, not a curated record. Gene Ontology annotation, biological process: magnesium ion transport. The transcript is spliced from 9 exons. The coding region runs from base 594 to 1568 and encodes 324 amino acids. NCBI's taxonomy places the organism in Eukaryota, Viridiplantae, Streptophyta, Magnoliopsida, Nymphaeales, Nymphaeaceae. Gene Ontology annotation, molecular function: magnesium ion transmembrane transporter activity. Gene Ontology annotation, cellular component: membrane.